Messenger RNA from Aspergillus aculeatus ATCC 16872, 765 nucleotides. RefSeq lists its product as uncharacterized. Bases 1 to 765 code for a protein of 254 amino acids. Lineage: Eukaryota; Fungi; Ascomycota; Eurotiomycetes; Eurotiales; Aspergillaceae. The transcript has a single exon. The record is from RefSeq and is a predicted model, not a curated record.
AUGUCGACUCUCACCAGGGCCUUCACGAAGCGCAGCAAGCGCCCUGAGGUUUCCGCGCCGAUGCCUUACCGUGAGGGACAUUCUAAGUUCAGUGCAGGCACUAUCAACCGAGGCAAAAUCUCUGCGCCCGUUGAGUUAUUGUCGACCACAAACAUGCUGGCCUACAAUGCUCCGGACCUUCAUUCUGCGUCCUCCUCUUCAACAUCUUCAAUUCAGUGGCCCGAUGAUUCAGAUGUCUCCUUUACACAGCGAAGCUUUGGAUCGCCUGUCACAACGCCGGGUGAAUCCCCCGUUGAUGCCGAUCCCGCCCCUCUACCCACUUACUUUCCCAAGCGCUCAGCGACUGUUAGCAGCCACACCACUCCUCGUUCCUCAACAUCCACUGCGUCUUCAGCGGAGGCACCUCUAGUACCCAAGCGCGCUCUGUCUCAUACGAAGCGCUCGCAUCAAGAGCUAGCCCGCAAACGAUCUGUGUCUCGACUGUCACCACCUCCCUUGAACUCGACACGCAGCACCUCCGCUGUUCGUCAAGGUUCUGAGGCUUAUCACAUGGAACCUCACCCUUUUAGCAAAGAACUUGAGCAGGUGAACGAGGUCGUCGAGGAGUUCGGUGGUACGCGCGUGCUCGAUGAGGAAGAACUGAUCUUGCGAGACAAAGGGUUGAGGAAGUUCACUGUUGAUGAGUAUCUGGUUGAGAUUGAAGACUUCUAUGGGAGCGUGUUCGAUGAUCGGCUAGGACCAAUAGCCUCUGGCACCUGGCUCUAA